AGGUAUCUAAUUCUUACUUUAUAUAAUAUCAAUAUUGACGCUUUUAGCCUAACAUGCUGGAACAUUAUAAAAGGACCAGACAGAUGAUGCAAUUUGAGCAUUGAGAUAAUUAAUAUUCCCUUGUAUUCUUAUUCUCUCCCUUCAUCUUUCCUCUUCUCAGCAAGCUCAGUCCUUCCGCAAUGGCUACGACGGAUCAUAGGAAUGAGAUAGUCCCAGUGGAUCAAACUCCAACACCCCAAAGGCCAGACACAGUUCGCAAUUCAUUUCUACAACACUACCCUCCUGAUUUUCCAAGAAAGGUGUUUGCCGAGGUCAUAGCAACCUACUUGCUGGUGUUUGUGACAUGUGGAUCAGCUGCUGUGAGUUCCACUGACGAAAACAAAAUCUCAAGGCUUGGAGCUUCAGUUGCCGGCGGUCUUAUAGUAACUGUAAUGAUCUAUGCAGUUGGGCAUGUCUCUGGUGCACACAUGAACCCAGCUGUUACUGUGGCAUUUGCAGCUGUCAGACAUUUUCCAUGGAAACAGGUCCCAUUUUAUGCUGCAGCUCAAUUCACGGGAUCAAUUUCUGCAUCGUUCACACUUAGAGUAUUAUUGCAUCCGAUAAAACUUCUUGGCACAACAUCACCUUCAGGAUCGGAUGUUCAAGCUCUAGUCAUGGAAAUGGUCGUCACAUUUUCAAUGAUGUUUGUUACUUCAGCUGUAGCAACUGAUACUAAAGCGGUAGGAGAGCUAGCGGGCAUGGCUGUUGGUUCUGCGGUCUGCAUAACUUCAAUCUUGGCAGGACCAAUAUCAGGUGGAUCAAUGAACCCAGCAAGGACCAUAGGACCAGCACUUGCUAGUGCUCACUACAAGGCAAUUUGGGUGUACGUGGUAGGACCAGUGACAGGAACCGUGAUGGGGGCAUGGUCUUACAGUCGGAUUCGGGCAACAGACAAGCCGGUUCAAGCAAUCGCUCCACAAUCAUCUUCAUUCAAACUUCGCCGGAUGAGGGGCCAAGAUGGAGAGCUUCCAAACAAAGACCCUUUCGAUGAUCUUUGAAUUGAUCCACUUUGCAACAUCAAGGGCAAUCCUCACUAGCCUUUUUCAUGUACCCUGAAAAGCUAGAUUAUGAGCUUAGCACAAAUGUUCUUGCAUUUGUAGUUCUGAUAAAGAGUGUAAGCUAUAGUAAAUAGAAUUAAGAAUGUAAUAUAAAAUAAUGGUAAAGAAGAAGCCAAGCCUGCUCCGGCUACUUCAACAUGAAA
Molecule: messenger RNA, 1240 nt
Organism: Theobroma cacao (cacao)
Lineage: Eukaryota; Viridiplantae; Streptophyta; Magnoliopsida; Malvales; Malvaceae
Product: aquaporin NIP2-1-like
Biological process (GO): transmembrane transport
Cellular component (GO): membrane
Molecular function (GO): channel activity
Source: RefSeq, a predicted model, not a curated record